GAGGGAGAGGUGAGGGGCCCCCUUCCUCCAGAGCUAGGAUUCUGUGUCCUUCAAAGCUAGUCGAGUUCUGGUCUGCCACUCCCACCAUGAAUCUCUCCCCUCUUCGCCCCUCAGUCAGGUCCUUCCCUGCCACCCCCUGCGUCUCCUUCCUGACCAUCUUUCUGUCCCUCAAGAAUCCCGUUGGAAGUAAACCCCAUAGCUUUCACAUUGCGCUGUCUGUGACCAAUGCUUCACCAUCAGUUGAGUGUGGGUGGCUGAGAUGUUGCCAGGAAUAUUGCUGACCAAAAUGCUGCACGUUCCUUUCAUGGCAGAUUCCUAAAAUGUAGGCUUCUGUCCCACAAGCUUUCGUAUGACACUUGCCGCCUUCCGUCGCAAAUCAAAGCAGUGCACCUUCCAUCCACUCCAGUCUCGGAAGGAACGGACAGGACCACCUUAGCUGUGUUAGCCUUCGGGACUCCUCUGCUCAUUCUAGUUUCUUCUGUACCGAGAAGGAGUAUGAGCUCAAAGGCUGUGUCUGUGGGCUCCGAAACGAAUGGCAGGUUGGCUGAUGAAAAAGGAAUCCCACUGGCUUGGUUUUAUUAUUGUUCCCCAGAGGGAGAGAUUUCAGAAUUUGGCCGAUUCCUGAAAUGUGUUGCAGGCUGGGUGCUGUCAAUAUGCACCCUUGGCAAUGGUGAGAAUUAAAGAGAGUGGCUGGGAUCCAAGCAAUUCAUUGAUGGUGUAAUACCCCCAGGAGUAAAACCAGAAGGUGAAGAAAAGCAGUAUUUAUUUAACAAAGCUGAUUAUUUUCUUAGGACAGCUAGUUGUUUAUUUUAGACCAGUCUCUACUCCAGCUGUGAUAAAGCAAAUAGAUUUAAAUGCCAUCCCCUGUCCUUUCAUUCCUUAUAAUUAGGGAUAUACCCUAGGGAGAGGGCAUGCUUAUGUGUGUGCGCAAACACAGGCACCCAAUGGAAUGAAUGAUGUAGUGCACCCCAGAGUUAUUUAUUUUAAUACGUCAUAUGUGCUUGGGGCUCGCUUUGCAUCAUUCUCAUGCUAUGACAUCCCCAAACUCCCAAGGAAAAGUCCCAUGUAUAAUUUCAUACGGUUGUCAUCCAGUAUUUAGAAAUGACUAAACUUGUUCAGUGCAAGGGGAAUGCAUUCCUUUAAUUGCCCUGUUCUGACUAACUUUAUUGUAGCGUUAAACUUUUGGUGACCUACCUGAUCCCUCCACUCCACUCCACCCCAUGCAUACACGGGAAAUGCCUGCCUCCAGCCACCUUCUCAAUACAUCUUUCCUGCUUCCAGGCUUGUCUUGGACAUCCUAUCAUUUAUCUGCACCUCUGCAACCUCUGAUUAGUGUGACCCUGCCAUUCAGGUUGAAUUUCUGAAUGAACCCCUGUAAUAUGCAUCGUUUCCAGGUGAAAAUGAUGUAAUUGUAUGGACUGUUUGUGGUUCUGACUGGCCUCAGAUGAAGCUAUUUGGCCUGAAUUUCUUAGGCAAAUCAUAAAAUAUGGUCUAGGGUGCAUAAAUAUUUGUCUAACAACCUUUCACUUUUUAUAAAUCAAAUCAAGGUUCAGACUAGUUAGUCUUGUGGGUUACCUACUCUUCAGACAUGGGAGCCUAAAAUUAGACAUCUACAUCAAUAUAUUGAAACCUAAAUACUGUACCUGUUUUAGGCACAUAAUGCAGUCUUGGCAUGUAGGCACCUAACGUUCUAAAACAUCUCUGUUUAAUUGAAAAACAAAAAACUUGCAAAAUUUCCUUUCAUAUAUCUGACGUGAAGCUUGGAGCAAUCAAACUGGUGACCAUGCCAAAAGAGUCCAUCCCAGGUUGCGCGCAGAUGUACAUUAUGUUGGAAAAAUUAGAUGUCAGGGUUAUACUUGAAUCAAGAUAGAUCACCUGUAAAGCUGUGGUUUCUAAACCUUACUGAGUAUUAAUAUAUUCACGGUUGUCUCCCAGCAGCUUGGGACACAGGGCACCCAUCCUGAUUGUGAUUGAAUGCUCUUUCCACUGCUUGCUUGCUUGAUUUUGAUGAUACUGUAUUUAUUUGCAACCCCACAGAAACGUUGUUCGGUGAUCAUGGGAUGUAGUAGUUCCACAAAUGCCUAUUACUUCCUGCGGAAAUCGGAAAAAGUUCAAACACUGCCAGAUGCAGCUCACCCAGCCUUCAAGGCCGCUGUCCUGAUCCAAAGAUGGUAUCGACGCUAUGUUGCCCGGCUAGAGAUGCGCCGAAGGUGCACGUGGAGAAUUUUCCAAUCCAUAGAGUACUCCUGUGAGCAGGAUCAGAUCAAGCUUCACAACUUCUUCAGCUACCUUAUGGACCACUUCACCCCAAGCAGCAGCAAAGAGAGGGACUUCAUUAGCCGCAUGUUGACGGAGGAAGAAAGCUACAAAGACACAGAGCUGGAAAAACUCUGCGACUAUGAAUCUGUAGAGGUGCCAGAUUCCUACACUGGACCCCAUCUCUCCUUCCCACUGCUGCCUGAUCAUGCAACUGCCUUACUCGAAGCUUUCAAACAGAAACAACAGCUCCACGCUCAUUAUGUCUUAAAACUCCUGCACGAGACCAGGAGACAUCUCAUGCAGCUGCCAAACAUCAACCAUGUCUCCACCUGCUACAGCGAGGAGAUCACUGUCUGCGGAGACUUGCAUGGCCGGCUGGAUGACUUGUUUCUGAUAUUUUACAAGAAUGGCCUUCCGUCCCCGGAGAAGUCCUAUGUGUUCAACGGGGACUUUGUGGACCGAGGCAAACAGUCCAUUGAGAUCUUGAUCAUUCUCUUUGCCUUUCUCUUGGUGUACCCGAAGGAGGUUCAUCUGAACCGCGGAAACCACGAGGACCACAUGGUCAACUUACGCUAUGGUUUCACGAAGGAGGUCAUGCAAAAAUACAAGGUGCAUGGGAAGAAAAUUCUCAAGAUGCUCCAGAAUGUCUUUUGCUGGCUGCCACUGGCCACCUUAAUCGAUCAGAAAGUCCUGAUUCUACACGGCGGGGUGUCUGACGUGACUGACCUGGUGCUGCUGGCCAAAAUCCCAAGGCACAAGUUUGUUUCUGUGUUAAGGGGCAAAAAGAGAAAAGAGAAGAGUAGACACAUGGACUCCAAAGCGAUAAAUGGCGAGAGCCCUGUGGGCGUUGAUCCUCCGAGGAGCAGUUCGUUCCCUGGCUCAUGCCUCCAGUCUGAGCUAGCUAGCGCUGCGAGCUCGGCCAGCAGGGCGGAGCUCUCCCAGUGGGUCCGGCAGAUGGUCCAAGAGGAGCUGGAGAAGUGCCGCAAGCAGGUGGGGUUCGAUGAGACUCCAGGGGACAAGGAGCUCACCUGUGUCAGCUCCGUCACCAUGACCGAGUCAGAGCUGGAGUCCUGUGAAACAAGCGAGUCUAGCCAAGAAGAGUGGAAGCAGAUUGUAGAUAUAUUGUGGAGUGACCCUAUGCCUCAGGAGGGCUGUAAAAUGAAUACGGUGCGAGGAGGCGGCUGCUACUUUGGGCCUGAUGUGACAGAGAAGAUUCUCCAGAAGCACAGUCUGCAGUUCCUGAUCCGCUCUCAUGAGUGCAAACAGGAAGGCUAUGAGUUCUGCCACAAUCGAAAGGUACUGACCAUAUUUUCCGCUUCAAACUAUUACGAGAUUGGCAGUAACAGAGGAGCCUAUGUGAAACUGGGGCCGGACCUGAUCCCUCAUUUUGUGCAGUAUCAAGCUAACAAGACAGCCCAUACAUUAACUAUGAGACAAAGGAUCAGCAGAGUGGAGGAGUCAGCCUUUCGCGCGCUCAGGGAAAAGCUCUUUGCUCACACAUCAGACCUCAUCUGUGCAUUUAAGAGCUACGACCAGGAUGGAACUGGAACCAUCACGCUGAGCGACUGGGCAACUGCAGUAGAGUCAGUCUUGCAUUUCGGACUGCCCUGGCGGAUGCUGAGGCCGCAGCUGGUGCGCGGCACUGCAGGGGGCCUGCUGGAGUACAGAUCCUGGCUGGAUGACUUAGCUGUGGAACAACGGAGCAAAGAGCACAUACAGUCAAGCUUGCUAGAAGCCAUUUAUCGAAACAGAUCCAACCUGGAGACCAUCUUCAGGAUCAUAGAUAGCGAUCAUUCAGGGCUUAUUUCAUUUGAGGAAUUCCACCAGACCUGGAAGCUGUUCAGCUCCCCUAUGAACAUGGAGCUCACAGCUGAUGGCAUCAGUGACCUGGCCCGCAGCCUAGAUUUCAACAAGGAUGGAAACAUAGACUUCAACGAGUUCCUAGAGGCCUUCCGCCUCAUUGAACACACUCAUGGUGAUGAUAAAGCGCCCCACCCAGCAGAGAUGGCUGUUAGCUAGUAGGGCAGGCUGCAAUGCCUUUGGAUGAUCUCCUAAGCCGCAGCACAAACAAAGGCCCUGCCAGCAGCUAUGACAACUUGUGGGGAAGUAGAACCGAGUUACAUUUUAGACCUCUCAGUGUUGUUAGGAGUUACGGCCCGUGUUCCAUUUUUUGGUAUGAGAAUUGGCCAAAUAAGUAGUAAUUUAAAAGGAAAUGGAGGGAAGGUGUUGCUCAAGUAGAUAUUUAUUCUAACACUCUGCAAGGGUAUAGUGUAGCCUGUUACCCCCAUUUACUGACAUUUCUGUAAACUAUUACAGGAUCAUUAACAAUGUUUGUGAAGUGGCAUUAUUAGGAACAUCUGCACUAGCUGAAGUGUUAAGUACAAACCUAAAAACAGGGUGCAGGAAUUUUGUUCUUUAAAUAGACUUAAAGCCCAGAAGCAACCACUGAUGAUGAGCUAGAGUCUGACUUGUAUAAAGUCAGGCCAUCGUGUGAAGUUCUCUCUCUCUUUUUUUAAAUCCAGUCUUGCUUUAAAGACUUCAAGUGAUGAAGAAUCUGCCACAUCCCUAGGGUAAGACACUCCAGUUGUUAAUCACCUUGCUAAAAUGUGCUUUAGCUAGUGGAUCUCUUUCUCCUAGACAGACUUUUACAAGAGGGGUCGGCAACCUUUCAGAAGUGGUGUGCUGAGUCUUCAUUUAUUCACUCUAAUUUAAGGUUUUGCAUGCCAGUAAUACAUUAACGUUUAUAAUAUAUAACUAAACUAUUGUUGUAUGUAAAGUAAAUAAGGGGUUUAAAAUGUUUAAGAAUGGGCAGUGUGAGUGCCACUGAAUAUCAGCUCCCGUGCUGCCUUUGGCACAUGGGCUAGUGGCUGCCUACCCCUGAGAUAGAUACUUAAGAGCUGCUAUACAGGUUCAGGUAAUUGACCCAUCGCCACUAACUAGUGCUGCAGAGGAAAGUGAAAACUUUCACAUAACAGCGAAAACGUUUGAACAAUACACUGGAAGUACUGUUAGCUCAUACAGUUGGAACAAAUCAAGGGCUAGAUUCACCCAAGCUUCACAAAAUGAUGUACCUCACUAGGAUUUGCUGAAUAAUGGAGGCAAUAUUUGACCCUGAAUUUGCAGAGAGUAAUGGUAUUUACCAAGGACUUUUCACCUUGUUUAGGAACCCCAGACAGACAUCGGUCAGGUUUGAGUCAUAUUUCUUAUUAUAAAAAAAUAUUCCAAAAUGCUGUAUCUAGAGUAAUGCUAGUAUAAUGCAGGGGAAGAAAUCAGGCAAACUUAAUUUUUUUACAGUAUGAUGCUUGGUAGAUUUCUUUCGUAGCACAAGUCUGCUGUAUUUCAGGAUUUGUUAGUCACAAGUGCCUUUGACAA
Messenger RNA from Caretta caretta (loggerhead turtle), 5631 nucleotides. It is a transcript of the gene PPEF2, whose product is annotated as protein phosphatase with EF-hand domain 2. The record is from RefSeq and is a predicted model, not a curated record. Lineage: Eukaryota; Metazoa; Chordata; Testudines; Cheloniidae. Gene Ontology annotation, molecular function: calcium ion binding; manganese ion binding; Hsp90 protein binding. Gene Ontology annotation, biological process: negative regulation of MAPK cascade; detection of stimulus involved in sensory perception.